This is a messenger RNA of Penicillium nucicola, 1650 nucleotides long. RefSeq lists its product as uncharacterized. The transcript has 2 exons. Bases 1 to 1650 code for a protein of 549 amino acids. The record is from RefSeq and is a predicted model, not a curated record. Lineage: Eukaryota; Fungi; Ascomycota; Eurotiomycetes; Eurotiales; Aspergillaceae.
AUGCCACCAUUAGCCGGGGAGGAGCGUCUAUUGACGGUGUUUGCAGAUAUACAUUACUAUUUCACAGAGCCAACCCGGAGACCGUCGCCAUAUCACCACCGCUUUGACAAGGGCUCAUAUCUAUAUGUGUACCAUGACGCCGCUCAGAACAAAGCCCGCAUUGAGAUAGCCAAUAAUCCUGGGUCGCCAGAGCAGGAUGCAUUUUGCGGAGACUUGAAUAAUGUACACAUUCGACACUCGUCUCAAUUCCCAACACUCUGUACCCUGACCGUCGAUGCACACACGAACCCGUCUCAGCAAAACACAUAUUCAUCAGCGUCCCCUCGGCAUGAAUGGCGUCUGCCUAGUGGGGACCCGCGGGAUGAUCCAAAUGAUCUCCGAGAUUAUCCCCGUCUUCAUACACUAGAUAUCUACUUCUGGGGCCAGGAAGAUGCGACCCAAUUCUUGGACACAGCGGAAGUAGUCCUCCCCAAGACCCAAGUCGAAACAGACAGGGAGCCAGCUCUCCAACCAGAGCAACCCUUAAGUUCAGUGGUCCAACAACUUGAAAAUGUCGCCGUCUCAGACCCAGCCUACCAAAACGGUCAGACACGUAACUCUCGGUCCGACCCCCAAAUCACAGAAUCUCAGGGCAAAGGACUUUCCCAAUCAACCAACUUCCAUCCACCUCCUCCAAGUGGCCUACCAACCGAUCAGAGCCAAAGCACCGGCUACUUCCCAGUAGAGGAAAAAAAAGACCCAGCAAGCUUCGCCCCGCUGCCAUAUAACCCAGCAGCCCCAGCAGCCCCAGAACCGAUCAAGCAUCGCGAGAAGACCCCACCUCCAGAAGAUGGCAUGGACGGCACAGGCCUAGCAGCUGCCCUCGCAGCAGACAGUGGCGUUCCCUACACACCCCCACAUCAAGUAAUCGGUGGCGUAGGAGGUGUAGGAGGAUUCGCAUCACCCCCACCCUCAAACCCAACACCGGGACUAUCCUAUGUUGGUCCACCAACAACAACAUCAAUUGGAGCAUCAAGCUACGCUUCACCACCGCCCAGUGCAGGCUUACAGCACACAAGCUCGUUCUCAACUCACUCUUCCAUGCAGAGCCCUGGCCUACCUCCACCGUCAUACCCCCAGUCUUUCCUUACUGGCACGAGUAAUCAGCCGUGGAAUGGCAGUGGCAGUCCACAAAGAUCGAAUUCAUUGUCUUUUGCACCGCCACCGCAGCAGCCGGCUCAGUUUCAGGAUGUAAAAGCUAGUCCGCAGAGACAGGGCUCUAUGUCGUUUGCACCGCCGCCUCAGGACCCUAAUGCUCAUUUGUAUGACCAGCAGGUUUAUGGGUGUUCGUCCCAGCCUUCGGCUCAGUUACAACAACAGCAGUUACAGCAGCAGCAACAGGCUUCAGUGCCGGUUCCUAUGGGUGGGUUCUCGAAUUACUCGUAUGACAAGGCACCUAGUCAGCAGCAGAGACAGCCUGGUGCGUCUGAGUAUGAUAUUCAUAGUCAGGCUUAUCGGCCUACGGAGGUAGAGGCUGGGUCUCAUUAUCAAAAGUAUGCCCAGAAGGCUAUGAAGAAUCCUGGACAGAGGCCGAGGAAGUUGGAGGAUAAGGCAGAGCGGUUGGAGAGUGGUGUUAACCGGUUUUUUAAGAAGCUUGAGAAAAGGCUGUGA